This is a messenger RNA of Talaromyces stipitatus ATCC 10500, 1433 nucleotides long. Its product is annotated as dipeptidase, putative. Gene Ontology annotation, biological process: proteolysis. The transcript is spliced from 3 exons. Gene Ontology annotation, molecular function: metallodipeptidase activity. The coding region runs from base 21 to 1433 and encodes 470 amino acids. Lineage: Eukaryota; Fungi; Ascomycota; Eurotiomycetes; Eurotiales; Trichocomaceae. The record is from RefSeq and is a predicted model, not a curated record.
GACAUCUGUUUGAGCUCAACAUGGCUACUUUGAACACCAGAGGAAAUGAUAUAGCCUUAAAUAUCCUAUCAUCAACUACAGAAUCUAGUCAAGCAGUAGUAUUAUCGCGCGCAAGAGGAUCCCCGAACUCACAACGAGCCUGGCUGUUCGGUCUUGGGACACUGGGCAUCAUCCUUGCCAGCGUUCUCCUCAACCCUUUCACAUCAACCCAAGAAAGUCCCCUCAACAUCGAUCCGACAGACUAUGCAGCUCGGACAAAACACAUACUCAGCACAACACCGCUUAUUGACGGGCACAAUGAUCUUCCAUACUUGAUUCGUACAGAACUAAAGCAUCAGAUUUACAAUGACCGGUUUACAUUCAAUACGGGCCUUUUGAGCAACACGGACCGGAAAAAAUUGCGGGAUGGAAUGGUGGGAGGGCAGUUUUGGUCUGCUUAUAUCCAUUGUCCAAAGGAUAGUGAGACGAACAAGGACGUGCCACUAGACGAAGCUACUUGGACGCUCCGUGAUACCCUUGAACAAAUCGAUAUCACGAAACGCUUCGUUGACGAGUUCCCUGAUCUGUUCCAAUUCUGCUCAAACUCAAGCUGUGCUCGCGAGGCGUUCGCGAAUGGAAAAAUUGGUAGCUUCAUUGGCAUCGAAGGUGCUCACCAAAUCGGCAACUCGCUUGCAUCACUGAGGCAAUUGUAUGACCUUGGUGCCAGAUAUAUCACAACAACCCACAACUGCGACAAUGUCUUUGGUACCGCGGCGAGCACCGUGUCCGCUGGUGGAGAGGACAAGGGACUCACGCUCUUUGGAGAGGAGUAUGUUGCCGAAAUGAACCGUCUAGGCAUGAUGCUUGACCUGUCGCAUGUAUCCCAUGAAACCAUGCGCGAUACGCUACGUCUCAGUGAAGCCCCAGUCAUAUUCUCGCAUACCGGUGCUUAUGCUCUUUCUAAAACCCUGCGAUUUGCGCCUGAUGAUGUUCUCAAAGCAACUGCUGAGAAGGGUGGUAUCAUCAUGAUCACUUUUAUCAAUCGAUUCUUGAGGCCUGAUGAUCCUGAUGCAGCUACAAUUCAUGACGUUGUUGAUCAUAUAUGGCAUGUUGCCCAAGUCGCUGGUUGGGAUCACGUUGGUGUUGGAUCUGAUUUUGACGGAACACCAGUCACUCCAAGAGGCUUAGAGGAUGUCUCCAAAUAUCCCCGCCUCGUCGAACUGCUGAUGGAAAGAGGAGCAACAGACGACCAGAUUCGUAAAUUCGCCGGUGACAACAUUCUCCGCGUAUGGAGUGAGGUUGAGAAGGCCGCGGAACGUAUUCAAGUAGAAGGCCGGAAACCUAAUGAGGCCAUAUGGGAAGGCAGAACCUGGGUGAGAAGCGAGAUGAGUCCACCGAUUAUGUUUAGAGAUAGUAUUGGUAGGAGGAUUCCCAGUUAUUUGGGUGAACCGUAG